Molecule: messenger RNA, 1917 nt
Organism: Nematolebias whitei (Rio pearlfish)
Lineage: Eukaryota; Metazoa; Chordata; Actinopteri; Cyprinodontiformes; Rivulidae
Gene: stac3
Product: SH3 and cysteine rich domain 3
Exons: 13
Coding region: 356-1357 (333 amino acids)
Biological process (GO): positive regulation of voltage-gated calcium channel activity; positive regulation of protein localization to plasma membrane; skeletal muscle contraction
Cellular component (GO): extrinsic component of cytoplasmic side of plasma membrane
Molecular function (GO): protein binding
Source: RefSeq, a predicted model, not a curated record
GCACAGUUUGAGGUCCUCAGCUGUCACAAACUGUCAGCUUCACAUAGCUCAACUUGUGCCACACACACAACUGCAGAUACACAAACGCAAAGAAUUUAAAAGUUUGUGUCACACUUGGAGCUCACAAUCAGGGUGGAAAUAACUUGAGGUGAACAAACAAACUGGAUCCAGAGGCCCUGAAGAGCGAGGAGGCUUUUUGCUCAGCUGGUUCGACUCCGUCCGCCACACCGACCAUUAAACACUUUUCAUGGCCAGCAGGUGAAGACCAUAUUUAUAGUGGUCAACGUUUCCUCUGUGUGAGCUCCACAAACCUGAUCAAAAGGUUGCAGCGUCUGGACAUUUUGAGCCUUUCCUCAUGGAUCAAGAGGAUGACAAACACUCUGUGGAUAUCCAUGACAAUCCUCCAGCACCUGACAAUGUAGUGAGGGAGGACGGAGACAUGGUCUAUUUUAUUUAUGAUGAGGAGGUGGAGGUGGAGGAGAAGGAACCAGAACCUCCUUCAGAGCCAGUCAUUCGGAUCAAUGACAAGCCUCACAAGUUCAAGGACCACUACUGCAAGAAGCCCAAGUUCUGUGACGUGUGUGCUCGCAUGAUCGUUUUGAACAACAAAUUUUGUCUGAGGUGUAAAAACUGCAAGACCAACAUCCACCAUUCGUGCCAGUCCUACGUUGAGUUUCAGAGGUGCUUUGGAAAAAUACCGCCUGGUUUCAGAAGAGCUUACAGCUCUCCUCUGUACAGCAGUGACCAACCAGAUUCAAACAACUCAAACCGAAGCGAUCCAGUCUUUGACACGCUGAGAGUUGGUGUCAUCAUGGCGAAUAAGGAGCGCAAAAAGAAUGAAAAUGACAAGAAAAAUAUGAUGAUGAUGAUGGAAGAAGAGGAGGAGGAGAACCAACAUCCCAAAGAACAUGAGGAGGGAGGAGAAGGGAAACCUGAAGAUAAAAAAGAGAAAGGUGGAGACAAAGCAGACGACAAGAGUAAAGGAGCUUUUACUGGAUCCCACUACUACCUGGCCCUUUACCGUUUCAAGGCUAUAGAGAAAGACGACCUUGACUUCCACCCUGGUGAUCGGAUCAUAGUCCUCGAUGACUCCAACGAGGAAUGGUGGAGGGGGAAAAUGGGGGAGAAAACAGGAUAUUUCCCUGCCAACUACCUCAUCAAAGUGCGAGCAUCAGAGAGAGUUUACAAGGUGACCCGCUCCUUCGUGGGCAACAGAGAGAUGGGACAAAUUACACUCAAGAAAGAUCAGAUUGUGGUGAAGAAAGGAGAUGAGAAGGGCGGCUACCUGAAGGUCAGCACAGGACGCAAGCUGGGCUACUUCCCUGCCGAUUUGCUUCAGGAGAUCACUGUGACAUAACCACUAAAAUAAAAAACAGAAAAAGGGCUGAAACACUUUAAAUAUCGACGUCAACUGGACACUUCUGUUCAACAAAAUGAUCUGAUUUUCUACACUUUUGCACAGGAGAAUGAGUUGACUUGUGUUUGCUGUGAUAUAGUUUUGCCUUCAGCAUACAGAUGAUUAUUUAAAUGAUCAUUUUAUUAAUAGUCUCAGUAUAGUGCGCUUUGAGUAGCAUGGUGACACAGUUUUGGUUCCUGCCUUUUGAUUUUAGCACAGAUUUUAAGAAGUAGAGAAUCGUCUGAAUCAUUUUUAGCAGUCACUGAGUAUCUGUGAAGGUUGGAUAUUAAAAUAAUUUGUCAUUUUUAAACCAGUUUUUAUGAAAAUUUAGGAAAUUCACACUCUGGGUUCCUGUUCUCACAAAUGUAGAUGCGAGCAGAUUAAAACAUCAGAGAAAAGUAAGAGCUGACAAGUCUACGAGACAUAAAGUAGAUCAAUGUUCAGGUUAAAUAGGACUAAAGACAUAUUUAAAUUUAAUUCUACACAUUAAAUAAGAAAUUGAUUGGGUCUCUUUUUUGUUU